AUGUCACAAACCGAAGCCCAGGCGGAGUUCCAACAGCUUGUCGAUAAAAGCAGCCAAGGCUCCGACGAAGACCGCCACCUACACCCCGAAGACCGUCUCGCCUUCAAACAAGAAGCCGCAUCUACCGGCAUUGACGACGUGGACGAAGAAGAACAGUACCGUGUGAAGCAAAUCGACGCCGCCAUGCGUAUGCCGUCCCACAGUGCUGCUGGCGCAGACACAUAUGGCUACAAUCUGCCCCCAGCAUCUUUCGACUCGGGUCGUGCCACGGGUGUCAAGGGUGUCAUUGCCGAUGCCCGGAACUACGAGCUGGCCCGCAAGGCUACCUUUAUGAACCGUGUCCGCAGUGCCCGCCGGAGUGUGUUUGGCCUUGGACAUGUCAGCAAUGAUUCCGUCGACAACGACAAGAAGAGCGAUCUCUCAUCGGAGGAGGACGAGGACGAGGAGUCGUUCCUGGCACAGUGGCGUGACUCCCGCCGCCGAGAAUUGGAGGGCGAUGCACGGCCUGGUGCGCACAUCCGCACACGGCGGACGUCACCAAGCGUCCGCUUAUAUGGUCGCCUCGACAGCGUCGACGCUCUCGGCUACCUGGACGCCAUUGAGAAGGUCGGCCGGGAGACCGUUGUUGUCGUUUUUGUCUAUGAUGACGAGUGCCAAGUAUCCAGCGCUAUCGAGCAAGCUCUGCGGCCUCUGGUCUCGGCGUUUCCCGCCGUCCACUUUGUCAAGGUCCACUACGACGACAUUGAGUUUGACAACGCCGCCGUCCCCGCGAUUCUGGCCUACCGCAACCAGGGCGACCUGUUCGCCAACCUGACGGGCCUGAUCGAGAUGCUACCGGGUGAAGACAAGGAUGACGAUGACGCAUUUAGUAGCGAGAACCUGCAGAAGCUCCUGCACUCCAAGGACAUUCUGUAA
Sporothrix brasiliensis 5110 is the source of this 915-nucleotide messenger RNA. RefSeq names its product phosducin. Bases 1 to 915 code for a protein of 304 amino acids. Gene Ontology annotation, biological process: regulation of G protein-coupled receptor signaling pathway. Lineage: Eukaryota; Fungi; Ascomycota; Sordariomycetes; Ophiostomatales; Ophiostomataceae. The record is from RefSeq and is a predicted model, not a curated record. The transcript has 2 exons.